This is a messenger RNA of Knipowitschia caucasica, 1317 nucleotides long. The record is from the annotation of a GenBank genome assembly. Lineage: Eukaryota; Metazoa; Chordata; Actinopteri; Gobiiformes; Gobiidae.
AUGCAGAAGCAGGGAUCCUGUCUGAAGAGGGACAGGGUGAAGGGGAAGAACGUUGCAGCUCUCAUGAAAAUGUUUGAGCACCACGACUCCGUGAAGCUGAUCAAGUUCGCGGACGACACCACCCUCAUUGGACUCAUCUCCAACAACGAUGAGUCCGCCUACAGGAGGGAGGUGGACCGGCUGGUGUCCUGGUGCAGUGGUAACAACCUGGAGCUGAACGCCCAGAAGACAGUGGAGAUGAUUGUGGACUUCAGGAAGAGCACUGUCCCCCCGCCCCCACCCUCCGUGAUGGACUCCCCCAUCACCUCUGUGGAGUCCUUCCGUUUCCUGGGCACCACCAUCACCCAGGACCUCAAGUGGGAGCCGACCAUCAGCUCCCUCAUCAAGAAGGCCCAGCAGAGGAUGUACUUCCUGCGGCAGCUCAGGAAAGCCAAGCUGCCUGCACAGAUGUUGGUGCAGUUCUACACGGCCAUCAUCGAGUCCAUCCUCACCUCCUCCAUCACCGUGUGGUUCGCUGGAGCCACAGUCAGGGACAAACAGAGACUACAGCGCAUUGUGCGCUCUGCAGAGGAAGUGAUCGGCCGCAGCCUUCCAUCGCUGCAGGACCUUAAGCUCUACCUGCUGAGGAGGCUCUACCUGCUGAGGAGGCUCUACCUGCUGAGGAGGCUCUACCUGCUGAGGAGGCUCUACCUGCUGAGGAGGCUCUACCUACUGAGGAGGCUCUACCUGCUGAGGAGGCUCUACUUGCUGAGGAGGCUCUACCUGCUGAGGAGGCUCUACUUGCUGAGGAGGCUCUACCUGCUGAGGAGGCUCUACCUGCUGAGGGGGCUCAGGUCUUUUGGAGUGCAGGGGCCACUCCUGAAGUCCUUCUCUGACUUCUCCACUCUGUGGUGGAGCCUCUUGUACGAUCUCAAAGCCCCGCCCACCGCCACGCAGGCCACGCCCACGCUUACGGACACCGCACCCGCCGCUGCAGAGGAGACGGACAUAGAUGCAGUGGAGAGUGGCCCUGUUCUGCUGCUGGAGGAGAAGAACCCAGACAGAGGAGUCACUGAUCUGGACGCCACAGAUCCACCGGAGAAGGAUGAGGGGUUGCUGCUGCUCUCUAGUCCCAAGAUGUUGCUCCCUCCAAUGGGUUCAGGUCCUCCAGAGGUGCCCCUGUCUGUGCACCACCGCCUGCAGCUCCUCCAGCAGCAGCUGCAGCAGCAGCAGCAGCAGACACAUGUGGCUGUAGCUCAGGUGAGGCGCAGAUUCAAAUCAAUCCUUUAUCACAUGAUCAAAAUGAAAGAACACCCCCAGCUCAUGGAGGACAUGUGA